AUGUUGUACUUUAUACUGGUGCUAGGACUUUCGGUAUUGGCUGUGGAUGCCGUACCGCCCUGUGGUAGCCGUACUCUGUGGGAACCUCAGGAUGGAAUCGUAAAUUCAAAUCCUGAACAAGAAAUUGUGCAGCUACGAAAUCAAUUUGUGCAACGCCAUUGGGAACUAAUGACUUUAAAUCUUAGGAAAAAGCUUACGAUAUUUGAACAGAAACUCGUAAAACUUGAAAAUGAAUUGGGGUUGCCUUCAGAAAUAUCUGCUGUUGAGAAAAUAAAUUCUACUGCUAAAAGCGAUGAUGGUGUGCUAAGUGAAAAUGAGCCCGAACAACCUCUGCCAGAUAAUCGUAAACCUGCUGCUGAGAAAAUAUAUUUUACCGAUAUAAUGGAUGAUGAUGAGCCAAAGGUAUGCAAAUUGAAUAAUGAUUCCAACCUCGUAUGCACAAAUUUAUCGCUUGCCGAGAGUUGUGCCGAUUCAAAUAGCUUCAAUUGUCGUAAUGGACUGUGUCGCAUACGAAAUCACAUCUAUGGCCCCAAGUCAUUUUGGGUACCCUGUGAUGGCGAUUGGACAAUUAUCCAGCGACGUAUUAAUGGAUCCGUGGAUUUUAAACGGAGUUGGAUGGAAUAUCGGACAGGCUUUGGAGAUUUGAAUGGAGAAUUUUGGCUCGGCUUAGAUAAGAUCCAUUCCCUAACGACUCUACACGGAAACGCUGAACUUAAAAUUGAAAUGCAGGAUUUUGACAAUGACUGGGGUUACGCCCGUUAUGAAUCGUUUUCAGUUGGCAAUGAAAACUCAAAAUAUCGUAUAUAUGUGACUGACUAUAUUGAAUCGAGUGCUGGGGAUUCGCUCGAUAUGCAUGACCAGAAAAAAUUUUCAAAUUUCGACCAAGACAAUGAGGAAAAUUGUGCCUAUUCAAUGAUGGGGGCUUGGUGGUACUAUUAUUGCAGAACGGAGUAUGUUAAAAGGGUGAACUAA
Molecule: messenger RNA, 972 nt
Organism: Musca vetustissima
Lineage: Eukaryota; Metazoa; Arthropoda; Insecta; Diptera; Muscidae
Product: angiopoietin-related protein 7-like
Exons: 4
Coding region: 1-972 (323 amino acids)
Source: RefSeq, a predicted model, not a curated record